Gossypium raimondii (Peruvian cotton) is the source of this 2415-nucleotide messenger RNA. RefSeq lists its product as uncharacterized. The record is from RefSeq and is a predicted model, not a curated record. NCBI's taxonomy places the organism in Eukaryota, Viridiplantae, Streptophyta, Magnoliopsida, Malvales, Malvaceae. The transcript is spliced from 3 exons. Bases 1 to 2415 code for a protein of 804 amino acids.
AUGAAUCUUUACAAUCAAGAUCCGUCAGAUGAAGUUCUAGCUGAGAUUAUGGAGGUCCAAUUGAGGCUUAAUUUGGAAGCUGACAAAGAGGAAUUAUUUUGGGAGCAGCGUGCGCGAGUGAAUUGGCUAAAGAAUGGGGAUCGUAAUACCAGCUUUUUUCACAAGGUAGCUGUCCAACGUCACUAUCGUUGUAGAGUUUUUGAACUGGAAGAUGGAGUUGGAAGAAGUACUAAUUCCACUGAGGAGUUCCUCCAAAUAGCUACUGACUAUUUUGGUAAGCUUUUUACUGCUUCAGAGUCAGGCUCGAAUGAGCAUUUGCUUAGCUUAGUUGAGGAAAAAGUUACUUGUAGUAUGAACGAAAGGCUCUUAAGACAAUUCACGGAGGAGGACAUUGCAUGUGCAGGACAAGAGGAUUUGAGUGCUAUUAAUAAAACGCGCCUUAUCCUGAUUCCAAAGGUUGGAAAAUCGAGUAAUAUGACUCAUUUUAGGCCUAUCAGCCUUUGUAAUGUCAUUUACAAAAUUAUAGCAAAGGUAUUGGUAUUGAGGAUGAGCGAGAUACUGGGGACUUGUAUUAAUGAAGCUCAAGGGGCCUCUAUUCCAGGUAGGCUUAUCUCUGAUAAUGUGCUGAUUGCUUAUGAGAUACUUCAUUCCCUAAAAAUGAAGAAGAGAGGUAAGAAAGGUAAUUUUGCGCUUAAGCUUGAUAUGAGUAAAGUAAAUGAUCGUGUGGAAUGUGAUUUUUUGCCAGGUAUGAUGAGGCACCUGGGUUUUCAUGAGGAUUGGAUUGUUCUUAUCAUGUGUUGUGUAUGCUUUGUCACGUACUCUGUUAGUCUCAAUGGAGCUAGCGGGGAUUGGUUUACACCAUCGAGAGGACUCAGACAAGGAGACCCUCUCAGUUCUUAUUUAUUCUUGAUUUGUGUUGAAGGGUUUUCGCUGCUCAUUCAGGAAGCUAAAACUAAAGAGAUGAUGAUGGGGGCACCUAUAGGUAGAGAGAAGUUUUCGGUCAACCAUUUAUUUUUUGCAGAUGAUUGUGUUCUUUUUGGUGAUGCCUCUCGUGAAGGAGCAGAAGUAGUUCGGGCCAUUAUUCAUGAAUAUGAAAUGGUCUCAGGGCAAAGAGUGAAUUUUGAAAAAUCCCACAUUUAUUUCGGUGCAAAUGUCGACUCUAGUGUUCAGGAGGAUAUCGUUAAUCUAUUUGGGGUACGUCUCGCCUCAAAUCCUGAAAAGUAUCUUGGUUUGCCUUUGAUGGUGGGUAGAAGGAAAAAGUGGGCUUUUGCUCAUUUUGUGGACCGAUUCAGAAAACGGGUGGAGGGGUGGAGUAUGCGUUAUCUGUCUAUGGGGGCAAAGAGUGCGCGAGACCUGAUCAGUGAUGGAAUCUUGUGGCGUGUGGGUAAUGGUACAAGUAUCAACAUUUGGAAUGAUCCCUGGCUGCUUGGAAGGGAGAACAACAGAAUCCCGGUUAAUGAAAUUAAGCCUCAUUGGUCAACGGUGAAUCAGUUAAUGAAUGAAGUAGAUAGUACCUGGAAUAGAGAGUUGAUUCACAAUCUAGUGGAUGAUGUCACUGCUAAUCGAAUCUUUGCCAUUCCCAUAUCUGAAAGCCGACCAGAGGAUAUGGUGGUAUGGAAGUAUGAAGGCUCAGGUGAGUAUACUGUUAGGAGUGGGUAUCGAGUUCUCAUUACAGAUUAUUUACAGAGCAAUAUACACAUGUCUUCUACAAAUGAAGAAUAUAACAAUUUUUACAUAGAUCUAUGGGCUUUGCAUAUUCCAGAGAAAAUAAAAAUACAUGUCUGGAGAUUGUUCAAUAACAUGGUGCCUCACUAUGAGAACUUGGCAAGCCGAACGCUGUGUGAGGAGGCUGUGUGCCCACUGUGCAAGGAAGAUUUGGAAACUACAGAGCAUUUGUUGGGGUUUUGUAGGGUCCUUCAAACUAUAUGGACAUCGUUGCAGGUUCAAACCCCCCCUUUGGACGCUUCUCUGGAUUAUAAGGCUAAUUUUGUUAAAACAUAUCUUGAAGCAGAAGGUCGACAAAAAAGGUUUAUUGCUUUAUCUCUUUGGUGUUUAUGGUUUCACAGAAAUAAUUUGAUUCAUGAGGGGACUAAGUUCUCUGUGCCACACCUAUUGGGGUUUAUCAGGGGCUAUGAGCGAGAUCUAUGGCUUAUUCGUGAGAAUCUAUGUGUUUCUACUGCUUUUAUGAGAAAUGAAGUCUGGAGGCCUCCUGACUAUGGUUUAAUUAAAUUUAAUUUUUAUGCGUCGUUUAUUCCAGGAAAUAAUUUUGCGAUAAUUGCAAUCUUAGCCAGAAAUCACAAAGGGGAAGUUAUAGAAGCAGUCACUUAUCUGGUGGAAGAUGUGGACGACGCUUUCGUGGCGGAAGCACGUGCUUGUAAAAGAGCGCUGAUCCUCGCAAAAUUGAAGGGCUUUUGA